Caenorhabditis auriculariae is the source of this 676-nucleotide messenger RNA. Lineage: Eukaryota; Metazoa; Nematoda; Chromadorea; Rhabditida; Rhabditidae. The record is from the annotation of a GenBank genome assembly.
AUGGGAAACGCUGUUUAUACGGAUCAGAUGGUCUGCCACGACACCUUGGAAACUUGUAAGUACUGCUUCCCUGAUCGACGAUUUGAAUCAAAUUUGAUGAACCUUUGCAUUGCUCUGCAAGAAUUUUUUGAAUAAUUUUUUUUCUAACUUUGCAAGUGGAGACUUCCUGAAGAAACUUUUGGUUGAUUUUCUUCACCAUUUAAAAAAGAAGUACAUUCCAUUAUGGUGCGAAAUUGCUGGAAUUCUCAUCUCGUGGUUCUAGGUAAAUCUCAUUGCGACAAAUCUGAAUGCGUCUUUGUUGAUAAAUGCAAUAACCUCGGCCAAAAGUUCAUUUGUGUACCGUUCGACCCUCGUUUCCUCUUGUAAGUGCCCCUUACAUCUUGCUUUUGUUGAUAUUUACAAAUCCAUUUUACAGUUGGAUCAUCAUAAUAUCUUUCUUGAUUGUUCUGUUGACUUGUUCUUCUCUUGUGGCUUGUUACAUUUGCCGGGCCGUUCGACGUUCUUAUCAGAUGCAGGUCGAAUACAACAACAGCCGCGAGGUAGGAACCUUUUUCAAACUCGUCUGGAUAUUUUAGUUUGUAAAUUCCAAUUUGAGGUGGUCUUCAAUAACCCAGGAAGAGUUCACCACGUUCAAUACGAUCCACCUCGUCGAUGCCACCACGGACCAAAGCACUGA